AUGCAGUCGUGCGGAGGCGCUGCGGCGGGACGCCGAGCCUUCGACAGCAUCUGCCCCAACCGGAUGCUGGAGCUGCGGGGCCGGUCUUUCGUCAAGCCCGGGAAGCUGGAGAGGAAGUUCGCCCCUCCGCGGAAGUUCUUCCCUGGUUGCAGCGGCGGCAGCCCAGUGUCGGUGUACGAAGAUCCCCCGGACGCGGAGCCCGCUGCGCUGCCAGCCCUCACCACCAUAGACCUGCAAGACCUCGCGGACUGCUCGUCGCUACUCGGGUCCGACGCGCCGCCUAGUGGUGACUUGACCGCCUCGCAGAACCAUUCUCUGCAAACUGCACCGGACUUCGAUCUGCAGGAUUUCAGAGACACAGUGGAUGAUCUCAUUGCAGACUCAUCCUCUUUGAUGUCGCCUCCUCUGGCCGGUGGAGACUUCCCUUUCCCUCCUUGCGAAGUAUUGCCAUUUGGGCCCUGUCUCUCUCCGCCGCUGGACCCAAGGGCCCUGCAGUCACCGCCGCCGCGCCCUCCGGAUGUGCCCCCGCCGGAGCAGUACUGGAAGGAGGUGGCCGACCAGAACCAGAGGGCACUGGGGGACGCGCUCGUUGAGAAUAACCAACUGCACGUGACGCUGACCCAGAAACAGGAGGAGAUCGCCUCGCUCAAAGAGCGGAACGUUCAACUGAAGGAACUUGCCAGUCGGACCCGGCACCUGGCCUCGGUGCUGGAUAAGCUGAUGAUCACACAGUCCCGGGAUUGCGGAACGACAGCCGAGCCCUUCCUGCUCAAGGCGACAGCCAAAAGGAGCCUGGAGGAGUUGUUCAGUGCUACGGGGCAGGAUUGCGCGGAAGUGGACGCCAUCCUGAGGGAGAUUUCCGAGCGCUGCGACGAAGCGCUGCAGAGCCGCGACCCCAAGCGGCUGCGGCUACAGCCGGAGCCCGCGAGCAAGGCAGGCGUGCCGGGGAACCUGCACGGCGCCUUCCGAGGGCUGCGCACAGACUGCAGCCGGAGCGCGCUAAACUUGAGCCACAGUGAGCUGGAAGAGGGAGGCUCCUUCAGCACCCCCAUCCGCAGUCAUAGCACCAUCCGCACUCUCGCUUUCCCCCAGGGCAAUGCCUUCACCAUUCGGACAGCCAACGGGGGUUACAAAUUCCGCUGGGUCCCCAGUUGA
Messenger RNA from Callorhinus ursinus (northern fur seal), 1155 nucleotides. It is a transcript of the gene MCIDAS, whose product is annotated as multiciliate differentiation and DNA synthesis associated cell cycle protein. The record is from RefSeq and is a predicted model, not a curated record. Gene Ontology annotation, biological process: negative regulation of cell cycle; negative regulation of DNA replication. NCBI's taxonomy places the organism in Eukaryota, Metazoa, Chordata, Mammalia, Carnivora, Otariidae. Gene Ontology annotation, cellular component: nucleus.